Messenger RNA from Helianthus annuus (common sunflower), 863 nucleotides. RefSeq lists its product as uncharacterized. The record is from RefSeq and is a predicted model, not a curated record. Bases 50 to 694 code for a protein of 214 amino acids. The transcript has a single exon. NCBI's taxonomy places the organism in Eukaryota, Viridiplantae, Streptophyta, Magnoliopsida, Asterales, Asteraceae.
UUAUAAAUACCCUACUACCAAACACCUUCUCUCAUUCACAUUUCAAAUAAUGAAUAUGCAACAUGAACAACUUGAUGAUCUAGGGUUUUGCCCUAGCUUCAGCUGCUAUUCUUCCAACACUCUAGCCUCCACUGCCGCCACUAGAAUCAGCAACCAGUUACAACAACAACAACAACAACAACAACAACAAUCGGCCGCCGAUGAGGAAUUUGAAUUCUCAUUUGACCUCGGAGAGAAUUGUUUACCGAUUCAAAAUGAGGUAGGUCAUGAACCUGUUGUUGAAGAAGCAAUCGCUUGCUCGGAAACUGCUUCUUCGUCGUCGGAAUCCGAUGGUGAAUCUCCGGCAGUGUUUUGUGUGUGGAGGAAUAGAACGGAUGCCGGAGCAUCUCCUCUUAGUAAAUGUAAAAAAAGCGGUUCUACUGGAUCUGGAUCGAGACGGUGGAGAAUUAGCGAUUUACUACGGCGGAGUAAUAGUGAAGGGUUGUUGAGUCAGAAGAAGGUGGAGGCUGCUAAACGGAAAGGUAGUUCCAGUGAAGUUACGGUGGUUGGUGGAAGAGUGAAACCGUCGAUUCAUGAGUUGUUGUAUGUGCAACGAGGUAAAGGAGAAGGUGGGAGGAGGAAAUCGUAUUUGCCGUACCGGCAAGGGUUGGUAGGGUUUUUUUCCAAUGUCAACGGGUCGGGUAAAAAGUUGUAAUGCAACAUUGAAUUAUCCGAUACAACCCAAUUUUGUUUUUUCAAUAGUUUAUUAUUUGCAAGACAUCAUACAUAUUAUUAUUGUAAAAAUAUACUCCCAAGUCUCAGACUUUUCUCUCAUUGAAUGUUUCUUUAACGAUAAAACUCAAACGAGGCUAUUACUAGUUCAA